CAAGAGAUUUUCUCUUGUAUAUUUUUCUUGGGUUGACUUUUACUGUUUCAUAGCACACAGAGGAAACAAACCAAACACCCAACUCACCCCACUCUUUCUCUCUCUAGAAGCCUCAUUUAAAGCCCCCACCACUUGCUGUAGCGUGUUGAAGUCAAAAGUUGCCUCUUUUCUUACUUCAUUGAUCGUCAUGGCAAGAACCAGAAACAGAAAACCAUAUUAGAAGAACCUCUGCUUCUUCGUCAUCUCUCUCUCUCUCUCUGCAAAAAAAAAAAACAUCUUAAAAAUCUCCUUACUCUCUCCUUGAAAUGCGUGUUCAUCGCUUGUGGGUGAUCCUCAUCUUCCUCACAGAGCUACUAUGCUUCUUCCACUCCUCACAAUCUCAAACCCCCCACCUCACUUGCCACGCACGUGACCUCAACGCCUUGCGUGACUUCAUAACCAACCUCGAACCGAAACCAGACGACUGGUUCUUCGCCAACGACAACAACUGCUGCAACUGGACCGGAAUCACCUGCAACAACAACAAUAACAAAACCAGAAGAGUCACCAAACUCGAACUCGUGAACAAAAAACUGUCGGGGACCCUGUCGGAAUCUCUAGGAAACCUAGACCAGAUCAAAGUCCUCAACCUCUCCCGCAACUCCAUCAAAGACUCCAUCCCUCUCUCCAUCCUCACCUCGCCGACUCUCCAAACCCUCGACUUGAGCUCCAACGAUCUCUCCGGACAGAUCCCACAAACCCUAAACCUACCUUCUCUGCAAAGCCUCGACCUUUCCUCCAACUCCUUCAACGGGUCCUUCCCUCGUUCCAUCGGUGAUCUCUCCAGCCUCGUCCGUCUCGAUGUCUCGUGGAAUCUGUUUACAGGCGACAUCCCUGACGUGUUCCACGAGUUGACUCGGUUGAAGUAUCUCUCAGCUCAGACGAACAGACUCACCGGAGGGAUCCCUAUAUCGUUAGCGAGUUCACGGACGUUAAAUCUGCUUAAUUUAAGGAACAACUCGUUAACCGGUCCGUUACUGUUGAACUGCACGGCGUUAGUUGAGUUAACCUCUCUCGAUUUAGGUACAAACCGGUUCGACGGCCGGUUACCUGAGAAUCUCCCGGUUUGCAAGCGGUUAGAGAACGUUAACCUCGCGCGUAACGGUUUCCACGGACAAGUCCCAGAGAGUUUCAAGAACUUCCACAGCCUCUCUUACUUCUCGUUAUCGAACUCCAGCUUGGUUAACAUCACAUCCGCGCUUAGGAUCCUUCAGAGCUGCAAGAACUUAACGGCUCUUGUCCUCACGUUAAACUUUAACGGAGAGGCGUUACCCGAUGAUGACGCGAGUAUCGUUGGGUUCGAGAAGCUUAAGGUGCUAGUAAUUGCGAAUUGUAGACUUACCGGUUCGGUUCCCAGAUGGUUAAGUUUGAGUCGUGAUCUUAAGCUGUUGGAUCUUUCUUGGAACCGGUUAACCGGAACUAUACCGAGCUGGAUCGGUGAUUUCAAUUAUCUAUUCUACUUGGAUUUAUCCAACAACUCGUUUACGGGAGAGAUCCCAAAAAGUUUAACUCGGUUACAGAGUCUGACAAGUGGAAGCAUCUCAUUGGACGAGCCAUCUCCCGACUUUCCUUUCUUCGUGAAGAGGAACGAGAGCGGGAAAGGUUUACAGUACAAUCAGAUCGUUGGCUUCCCGCCAACGAUCGAGCUUGGUCAUAACAACCUCUCGGGACCUAUCUGGGAGGAGUUUGGUGAUUUAAAGAAGCUUCAUGUGUUUGAUCUGAAAUGGAACGAGUUGUCUGGAUCUAUCCCUAGCUCGAUGUCUGGUAUGACUAGCUUGGAGCUUCUCGAUCUUUCUAACAACCGUCUCUCCGGAUCGAUCCCUGGUUCUCUCCAGAACCUCACGUUUCUGUCUAAGUUCAGUGUUGCUGGGAACAAUCUGUCGGGAAGGAUACCUACCGGUGGUCAGUUUCAGACGUUCCCGAACUCGAGUUUCGAGUUUAACAACCUCUGCGGGGAACGGAGGUUCCCCUGUUCUGAAGAUGUGAUGGAGGAUGCAACGACAAGGCUCAAACAUUCAAGAAGAAGAAGAAGAAGCAGAGGUGGUGAGAUUGGUAUGGCGGUUGGGAUCGCGUUUGGUUCGGUCUUCCUUCUCACUCUCUUGGCGUUGAUAGUGUUGCGUGCUCGUAGACGGUCAGGGGAAGUUGAUCCAGAGAUGGAAGAAGAGAGCAUGGAGAUUUGUUCUAAGAAUGUGGUGCUGUUUCAAGACAAUGACAAUACUAAAGCUCUCUCCUAUGAUGAUCUUUUGGACUCUACAGACAACUUUGACCAAGCCAACAUCAUCGGCUGCGGCGGGUUCGGUCUGGUUUACAAAGCAGUGUUGCCAGACGGGAGAAAAGUGGCGAUCAAACGGUUAUCAGGAGACUGCGGUCAGAUCGAAAGAGAGUUCAAAGCAGAGGUUGAAACACUCUCGAGAGCGCAGCAUCCGAAUCUUGUCCUACUCCAAGGGUUCUGUUUCUACGAAACCGACCGGCUUUUGAUCUAUUCUUACAUGGAGAACGGAAGCUUAGACUACUGGCUGCACGAGCGCAAUGACGGUCCAGCUUUGUUGGACUGGAGAACUCGGGUUCGAAUCGCUCUGGGUGCUGCUAAAGGGUUGUAUUACUUGCAUCAAGCUUGCGAGCCUCAUAUAUUGCACCGUGACAUCAAGUCGAGCAACAUUCUUCUUGAUGAGAACUUUGAUUCUCAUUUAGCGGAUUUCGGAUUGGCUAGGCUUAUGAGUCCUUACGAGACGCAUGUUAGUACUGAUUUGGUUGGGACUUUGGGUUAUAUUCCUCCUGAGUACGGGCAAGCUUCGGUUGCUACUUAUAAAGGUGAUGUGUAUAGCUUUGGAGUUGUGCUUCUUGAGCUUUUGACUGAUAGAAGACCGGUGGAUAUGUGUAAACCCAAGGGAGGGAGGGAUUUGAUCUCUUGGGUUGUUAGGAUGAAGAGCGAGGGUCGAGCUAGUGAGGUUUUUGAUCCGUUCAUACAUGGUAAAGAGAAUGAGAAAGAGAUGGUUAGGGUUCUUGAGAUUGCUUGUUUGUGUUUGAGUGGAAACCCUAAACAGAGACCAACGACUGAACAGUUAGUCUCUUGGCUUGAUCAUGUCUAGAAGGAGGGAUUUUAAUCUUCAAAGAGAUAGGGAUACAUUUUGUAGGGAGUCAUUUCUAUACUUUUGAGAUACAAUGUAAAUAGUUUUCAGAGAAUGAUUUGUUCCAUUUUAAUAUUUA
Messenger RNA from Raphanus sativus (radish), 3246 nucleotides. RefSeq names its product phytosulfokine receptor 1-like. Gene Ontology annotation, molecular function: protein kinase activity; ATP binding; protein binding. Bases 306 to 3128 code for a protein of 940 amino acids. The transcript has a single exon. Gene Ontology annotation, biological process: protein phosphorylation. NCBI's taxonomy places the organism in Eukaryota, Viridiplantae, Streptophyta, Magnoliopsida, Brassicales, Brassicaceae. The record is from RefSeq and is a predicted model, not a curated record.